Molecule: messenger RNA, 1095 nt
Organism: Aspergillus lentulus
Lineage: Eukaryota; Fungi; Ascomycota; Eurotiomycetes; Eurotiales; Aspergillaceae
Product: metallophosphatase domain-containing protein
Molecular function (GO): hydrolase activity
Source: RefSeq, a predicted model, not a curated record
AUGUCUUCUCCAUUUGAUCGCCGACCGUUACCGGACUAUUUGUUCUCCUCUCCUUUAACUGUGCUGCUCUAUCCCAUCCAUCAUCUCCUCCUCCGACUGCGCGGCCCUCCACGCCUACCCUCGCCCGAUGCGCACCCCAUCCGCGUUGUCUGUAUCUCCGACACCCACACACUAGAAUGGGACGAUGUCCCGGACGGCGAUCUGCUUAUCCACGCAGGCGACCUCUGCAAUGACGGAAGCAUCCGUGAAAUCCAAGCCGCAGUCGACUGGCUCCAGACGCUGCCUCACCCCCACAAAGUAGUCAUCUGCGGCAACCACGACAGCUACUUCGACAUUCGCUCCAGACGAGACGAAGACCGCGACGCUUCCUCCUCGUCCUUCGCAGCCAUCUCCUCCUCCACCGCCUCCAUCCGCUCCAUCGACGACGACCCAGACGGCCUCAACCGCAUCAAUUGGGGCGACAUCCACUACCUUCAACACUCCUCCAUCACCCUCUCCUUCCCCGCGCCGUCCCCAGCCCACUCCGCUGCCCGCCCGCGCUCCCUAACCAUCUACGGCGCACCCCAAAUCCCCGCCAUCGUCCCCUUCACCUCCGAGCACGCCUUCACGUACCACCCACAACACGAUGCCUGGUCCGGCACCAUCCCCCCGGACACUGACAUUCUGAUCACACACACCCCGCCACAGGCGCACCUGGACUUAUCCCCCGUCUACUCCACAGGCUGUCCGUUCCUCCUCGCCGAAACGUGGCGCGUCCGCCCCGCGCUGCACGUCUUCGGGCACGUCCAUGAAGCAUACGGCAGCGAGCCGGUCUACUGGGACGAGGCGCAGAAGGCGUGGGAGCGGCUGUGUGCGGCGCGGCGGCCGCGUGCCAGAUACGGUCGUUUGAUGUCCGUCUUUGGGUUCCUGCGGGACUUGUUUGAUGUUCAUGGCUGGCUGGAUGCGGCGCGGGUCGUCGCGUAUGGUGUACUUGGGGUUGUGUGGGCGAAGGUCUGGGGUGGUGAGAAUCGGGGCUGUGGGUGGAUGGUGAAUGCGGCUUGUAUGUAUAGGAAUACAGGGCGGUUGGGGAAUAAACCGCAGGUUGUGGUGUUGUAA